AUGAAGCUCCCUGCCUCACUGGUCCUUCUUCUCCUCGGCGGUGCCAUCGCGGCUCCCACCGACCUCUCAGGCAAGGAACCCGAUUAUGAGGUCUGCAAUUUACCCCCCGACCACAAGGGCAGGUUCAUCUCGGACACGAUGGCGUCUUGCGGGAAUUCGACGGUGACAAGAAGAGGAGCGGGAGAAACUGCACAAGCGUUUGAGGGCGUCGAUGGCUGGAACGUGAAGGAUGUCGAGAAACUUCUGUAUCCAGACGAGAAAUACUGGCCUAAGUAUGGGGACCAUGAGAAGGAGAAGAAAGACAAGUGGAGGCGAGGCGAUGGGGAAUGGUGGGAUAAGGACGGCCAUGACGGAAAGGAUGGACAUGAUGGACAUGAUGGGCAUGAUGGAAAGGACGACCAUGACGGCCAUGAUGGAUAUGGACAGGACGGAAAGGAUGGAUACGGACACGACGGAAAAGACGACCAUGACGGACAUGACGGACAUGACGGACAUGACGGACAUGACGGACAUGACGGACAUGAUGGAAAUGAGAAGUGGGAAAAGGAGGUGAAAGAAAGAGAGAAGCACGAGAAGGAAGAGAGGGAGAGAUGGGAGAAAGAAAAGUAUGAGAAGGAGGCAAGGGAGAGGUGGGAGAAAGAAAAGUACGAAAGGGAACAGAGGGAAAGGGAGAGACAUGAGAAAGAAAGGAUAGAGAAAGAGAAGGCAGAGAGGGAGAAAUGGGAAAAGGAGAAGGCAGAAAUCGAAAGACAAAAGCACGACAAGGCAGAGCAGGAGGAGAGGGAGAGACAAAAGGAACAGAGAGAGAAAGAUUGGGCGAAGCAUGAGAAGGAGGAAAAGCAACACGAGCAAUGGGAAAAGGAAGAGAGGGAGAGACAGGAGAAGCAGAAACAAAAGGAGCGGGAAGAGAAGGAAAGACAGAAGAAGGAAGAGUUGGAGAAGGAGAAGGAACGCAAGGAAAAGGAGAAGGAAGAGUGGAAGAAGGAGAAAGAUCAUGAGAAAGAGCAUGAGAAAGAGCAUGAGAAGGAGCAUGAAAAGAAGCCAGGAUGGCCCGAAUGGCCCAAGUGGCCCAAGAAGGAUGAGCACGACAAGGACUGCUAG
Molecule: messenger RNA, 1101 nt
Organism: Aspergillus bombycis
Lineage: Eukaryota; Fungi; Ascomycota; Eurotiomycetes; Eurotiales; Aspergillaceae
Exons: 3
Coding region: 1-1101 (366 amino acids)
Source: RefSeq, a predicted model, not a curated record